Molecule: messenger RNA, 1969 nt
Organism: Eruca vesicaria subsp. sativa (arugula)
Lineage: Eukaryota; Viridiplantae; Streptophyta; Magnoliopsida; Brassicales; Brassicaceae
Source: the annotation of a GenBank genome assembly
UUUAGCUUCACUAAUUUAAUUGUAAACAUGAUUGUUUUAGCUUAUCAUCAUAAUUGUGUUUUGAAUAAAUUAUUAAUAGCUGAACGUGAGAAAGAAAAGAAAAAAAAAAUACUAAUAAGCAGAGGAAACAAGUUUUGGCAGAUGUAAAGGUGGCGGGAGUGGGUUGGGUGAGAUCAUACGAAAAGGACGGUGCCUUGCCCUCUAUCUCAAUCUUCUUCGACUGAAAACUAUUUACAGGAAAGUGGAGAGCUUUUGUUUCUUCACGUUUCUCAUCGCCAAAAAAAAUUAGGACAAAAUCCCAAAUCCGCUUUCUACUCUGAAAGUUGUAGACGUAAUAGAGACAAUCAAAUCCCUCGGGGGAGGAGAGCUUUCAGGUUAAGGCACUGAAAUCUCCAACAAAAAGAGAUCAAAUCUGUUCUUUAAAAAAAAAAAAACACCAACUCGAAGAAAGCUAUCGAUUUGUUCGACAUGGAUUUCUGGCCAGAGUUUAUGGCGAGCAGCUGGGGAAGAGAGUUCGUCGCCGGUGGAUUCGGAGGCAUCGCCGGUAUUAUCUCCGGCUAUCCCUUGGACACCCUGAGAAUUCGUCAACAACAGAGCUCCAAAUCCGUAUCUGCCUUCACCAUUCUCCGCCGGAUGCUCGCCGUCGACGGUCCUACCUCCCUCUACAGAGGCAUGGCUGCACCCUUGGCCUCCGUCACUUUUCAGAAUGCUAUGGUGUUCCAGAUAUAUGCAAUACUCUCUCGCUCCUUUGAUUCCUCUGUUCCCCUAGAAGAGCCUCCUUCCUACAGAGGCGUUGCUCUUGGUGGGGUUGGCACUGGUGCUGUGCAGAGCCUCUUGCUUAGCCCUGUUGAGCUCAUCAAGAUUCGUCUUCAGCUGCAGCAGAGCAACAGCGGCCCCCUCGGCUUGGCUAGGACCAUCCUCAGAAGAGAAGGGCUCAAGGGGAUAUACAAAGGCCUCACCAUAACGGUUCUCAGAGAUGCUCCAGCUCACGGCCUCUACUUCUGGACUUACGAGUACGUACGAGAAAGGCUACACCCGGGCUGCAGGAAAAGUGGAGAAGAAACCCUCAGGACCAUGCUGGUCGCAGGUGGCCUAGCUGGUGUGUCCAGCUGGGUCGCUUGCUAUCCUCUUGAUGUUGUCAAGACCAGGCUUCAACAAGGGGGUCAUGGGUCUUACGAGGGCAUUGCCGAUUGUUUUCGCAAGAGCAUCGCUCAGGAAGGCUAUGGGGUUCUCUGGCGUGGCCUUGGGACUGCAGUUGCCAGGGCCUUUGUUGUCAACGGUGCCAUUUUUGCUGCUUACGAGGUUGCCUUGAGGUGUUUAUUCACUCAAUUGACGCCCGCUGAUGUUGUCACAGGAGACUUGAGUAAAAACCAAAACAAGACGCCUAAGGCAGCCUUGAAGAUUCAUAAAGAGUGACUCUAGUUAAUAAUAUUGUUAGCACAGAAAGUUUGAGUUGGGAUUUGGAUUGCAUGGUCAUACAAAUCUGACUCGCUUUAUGGAUCCCGCAGAAACCUCGUCUGUGAUAAAUAGUUGAGCAUUAAGUUGGAAAACCAAUAGAAAACAUAUGAAAUGAAACACUCUUUUGCUCUAUGCUUUUCUAUUUUACCUUCUUUGCUAAACCAAGGAUGCCAUGGAUUUCCUCCAAAAUAUUCUCAUAUGUUCCUCGCUCUCCUAGACACGGCCAUUAAUGCUGACUUGGUUGCUUUAGGAUGAAUUUAUAUGACUUGGUUGCUUUAGGAUGAAUUUGUAUGUUUAUAAGAAUCGGUACAACAGUCUGUGAACGGCUCCGUACCCUUUGGUGGAAUAACCGAGCUGAGCCGAUGAGAAUGAGAUGUUCUUUUAAACGGAUCAUUGGAGUAUCAAGUAUCUACCAGUAAAAUAGAUGCAUAGUCCUUUGCAUGGCUUAUUGCUCUACCUGAAAAACAAAAGCAGGGAUGAAACUUUUGUUGUCUCAGUCGAAUCAUCAAUA